Panicum hallii is the source of this 1905-nucleotide messenger RNA. Its product is annotated as protein WRKY1. Gene Ontology annotation, molecular function: sequence-specific DNA binding; DNA-binding transcription factor activity. Bases 214 to 1422 code for a protein of 402 amino acids. The record is from RefSeq and is a predicted model, not a curated record. The transcript is spliced from 4 exons. Gene Ontology annotation, biological process: regulation of DNA-templated transcription. Lineage: Eukaryota; Viridiplantae; Streptophyta; Magnoliopsida; Poales; Poaceae.
AUCUCUCACUCCCCGCUCUGCCUCGCCCCGGCCUUGGACUCAUACAGGCAGACUGCCACCGCGGGCCGCUGCUCCUCCUCGCUUCUUCUUCUUCGCCCGUACCACCAGCCGGGGAGCGUCCGUGUCCUCCGCCCGCCGCUCGAGUUCGUCGUCUCCGGCGGGGGCGGGGGGCGCCACGGCCGGGGCUUCGCUCCGCGAGGGAGGGGGAAGGGGAUGGAGGGGAUGGAGGAGGCCAACAGGGCGGCGGUGGAGAGCUGCCACCGGGUGCUGACGCUCCUCUCCAACCCGCACGGACAGCUCGUCCCCAACAAGGAUCUCGUGGCUGCGACCGGAGAGGCCGUCACCAAGUUCGGCUCCGUCACCGCCAAGCUCUCAAACUCCAACGGCAAUGGCCUCCAGGGCCAUGCUAGGGUCAGGAAGAUCAAGAAGCCACUGGCCAUCUUCGACAGCAACCUCUUCCUGGAGAGCUCUGCGGUGGCCACCACCGCCGCAGCCGCCACUGCAGCCAAGGCGCCCAGCGCGAGCCCGAUCACUGGCCUCCAGCUGUUCCCGAGGUACCACCAGAUGGAGGGCUCCUCGUCGAAGGAUCCUGUCAGGAUCCCUACCCAGUUCCCCAAGAGGUUGCUGCUAGAGAACCUGGCUGCCGGUUUGGAGGGGCCGCCGUCGCAGGCCCCUCCGGUCCAUAUGGUCCAGCCGGUGUCUGUGGCGCCCCCAGCGGGGACGCCAACCCCGGCAUUGCCUGCGGCGCACCUUCAUUUCAUCCAGCAGCAGCACAGCUACCAGAGGUUUCAGCUUAUGCAGCAGAUGAAGAUCCAGAGCGAGAUGAUGAAGAGGAGCAACCUUGGGGAUCAGGGUGGUAGCUUAAGUGGCGGCGGCGGCGGUGGUAGUGGGGUUGGUGCUAAGGGGGUGAAUCUCAAGUUUGAUAGCUCCAAUUGCACUGCCUCAUCCUCUCGCUCGUUCCUUUCGUCUCUGAGCAUGGAAGGGAGCCUUGCGAGUUUGGAUGUAAGCCGGGCCAACAGGCCUUUCCAGCUAGUUAGUGGCUCCCAGACAUCUAGCACACCUGAGCUGGGCCUUGUGCAAAGGAGGAGGUGCACUGGUAAGGAGGAUGGGAGUGGUCGGUGCGCAACUGGGAGCCGGUGCCAUUGCUCGAAGAAAAGGAAGCUAAGGAUCAGGAGGUCCAUCAAAGUCCCUGCAAUAAGCAACAAGGUUGCAGACAUCCCAGCUGAUGAGUUCUCAUGGAGGAAGUAUGGGCAGAAGCCAAUAAAGGGAUCCCCACAUCCUAGGGGUUACUACAAGUGUAGCAGCGUGAGAGGCUGCCCGGCAAGGAAGCACGUCGAGAGGUGUGUCGAUGACCCCUCGAUGCUGAUUGUUACCUAUGAAGGCGAUCACAACCAUAACCGAGUGGUAGCCCAGCCAGCCUGAUCUUUCAGGCUUUCAGUUGAAGACUGCUUCUGUAGCCAUCCUCCCUUCCUAGACAAGGGAGGACAACAACAGCAACAACCAGAAGAAGAGCCUAGUGUUUGUACAUAUGUUCUGCUUCUAACAGUUGGGGGGAGAGUCCGUUAGCUAGCUCUUUCAGAAAAAAAAAAUCAAUGGCGAAAGAAGGAAAGUUAUCGAGCAGGUAGUCCAUGGCGAAAGCCGAUAGGAGUGUUCCUCAUCAAAGACUCAUAGUUUUGUAGCUUUGGUUUCACUUUUGUGUUAAUGCUGUGCUAGGAGGGCCCAUCCUGUGGUUGCAGUGCAACAUUGAGCUGCAGUUGAAUGUCUGGGGAUGGUGUUAGGGGAUUGGAUUGGAGGCGGCAUAAGGCAGGGAAGUGCCUGUAAAAGUUGCUACACCUAGGAACAGAAUGUACCCUCAUCUUCAGACUCAGUGGUACAAUCUUGUUGAGGCAGUGGUUUUGUUUGGUC